Moneuplotes crassus is the source of this 3734-nucleotide messenger RNA. The record is from the annotation of a GenBank genome assembly. NCBI's taxonomy places the organism in Eukaryota, Ciliophora, Spirotrichea, Euplotida, Euplotidae.
UAGCUAAAUUGUAUUAAACAUGGACAAGCUAUGUUCUCUUUGUAAGAAGAACAAGAAUGAAGAAGUCAAGGAAAUACAAAUAUGUUUCGGUAAAGGAAGUGAAGAAGAAAAUGAACAUUUGGAUGCAAGUAACAGAACAAGAACUUCUAAAUACACCUAUUAUUCAUGGCUACCAUUGUCUAUCCUCUUCCAGUUUACAAGGGCUGCGAAUAUAUAUUUCUUGGUUAUCUCGAUUCUCACCGCAAUGCCUUUCUCUCCGAAAAGUCCAGGGUCAAUGAUAGGUACUUUCGUAGCUGUGCUGAUCUUCACCAGUUUGAAAGAACUUUUUGAGGACGCCUUUAGGUGGAUAUCAGAUCGAGAGGUAAACAAUGCGAAAGCAAUGGUGCUAGACCACAAAGAAAAGAAAUUUGAAGAGAAAUUAUGGAAGAAUAUCAAACUAGGAGACAUUAUCAGUGUAGGAAAAGACGAAACCUUCCCAUGUGAUAUGCUCUGCAUCAUCGCAAAGAAAGAAAACAUAAAUGUCGAUACUAUGAACCUUGACGGAGAAACAAUGCUCAAGCCGAAGAAAGUACUUGAUCAGAGAAUAUACAGCUUAGUUAAGGGUGAAGAUAAAAUCAGCCAGAGUGUCAUGGGGGAUGUAAAAGGUAACCAGGACAAGAAUGGCACAGAAGAGAAGUUAAACAUAGCUAAAGCCAGAGCAGAUGAAUACGCUCCCCAACUUGCAAAGCUUAAGGGAAAAAUUACUUGUAGCCCUCCCAAUGAAGAUAUCGAGCAUUGGGAUGGAAAAGUUGAUUGUGAUGAUCUUCCUGUCAGAGCAAACGAAAAUAAAAUUAUUCUUGGUGACAUAGACUCAAUGCUCCUCAGAGGAUGCUAUUUGAGAAACACCUCUUACUGCGUCGGAAUUGCUGUUCACCUUGGGAAAGAAUCAAAAAUUAUGAUGAAUGCGAAAAAGCCACCAAGGAAGGUGUCUAACUUAAUGAGACUGAUGAAUAAAAUGCUUUAUACAGUCUUCGGUUUUCAGCUCUUUAUCAUCAGUGUUUUUGCAACUUGUUCUGUCAUUUGGACUGCCUCUAAAGGGAAGGAUUAUGAUUAUAUUGAUGAAGAUGGGGACAACCCUACCUUUUGGACAUGGAUUAUCCAACUGCUUACUUAUUGGGUAGCUUAUUCACAUUUAAUCCCAAUCUCUCUUUAUGUCAUGAUAGAAGUUCUAAAAUUAGUGCAGGCUCUCUUUAUUAAAUGGGAUCAAGAUAUAGGCGCCAAUCCUGAUGUCGAUGAGAAAGCAGCUGAAUGUAAGAACUCCGACCUUAUUGAAGAGCUAGGUCAAGUAGACUUCAUCUUCAGUGAUAAAACAGGAACUCUCACUUGAAACCAAAUGAUUUUUAAGAGUUGUACGGUGGGAGGGAAAAUAUACACCGAAAAACCUUCAAUACAAAAUGGUGACCAAAAUGAAUCAAACGUUAAGGAAAUGCAUGAAAAUUCAUUAUUUGCUAGAAACGAGCGCAAACCUCUUUACUGGAUCGAUGAGGUGAACAAUAAUAAUGAAAAACUACAGGAAUUCUUCAGCCAUAUGAGCAUUUGCCAUGCUGUUACAGUCGAUAUGGAUAGUAAGCCAGAUCCGGAGGAAGAAAGUAAAAACAAAGAGAGAAAUGAAUGUCCUAUCUAUCAAUGCCAGUCUCCUGAUGAACUAGCCCUGGUCAAAGCUUCACUGAAAUGCGGAAUAAAACUAUGAGAUACUAGGCGAGGAAGCUACUUCAUUGAAGAGGAAGGAGUCACCACACAAUACAAAGUUCUUGCAGAAUUCAAAUUUGACUCAGAUAGAAAAAGAAUGUCAGUCGUAGUGGAGACUGAAGAUAAUGAGUUCUAUCUCUAUACUAAAGGCGCUGACAACCAAAUGAUUUCACAAAUAGACUUUAGUAAUCCAGGAGAAAGGAGCGUGCUCGAAGAACACUUAUAUCAAUUUGCUGUUGAAGGCCUCAGGACUCUCGUAAUGGGAAAAAGACAGCUAACAAAGAGAGAGAAAGAUGAAAUUGUUGACGGAAUCUAUAAAAUACAAUCAUCUCCAGCUGAGAAUAAAGAAGAGAAAUACUUCAAACUCUACUGCAAGCACGAAGUAAAUCUUGAAUACAUCGGAGCAUCUGCCAUUGAGGACAAACUUCAGGACGAGGUCCCUGAAACAAUUGAGAAACUGAUGGAUGCAAAUAUUAGAGUUUGGGUUCUGACUGGUGAUAAACAAGAAACUGCAAUCGAGAUCGCCAAAUCUUGUAGACUCAUCCAAGAAGAUAUGAAAGACAUCAUACUCUCAGUAAGCAUGAAUGAUCGUAGAAAGAAAAUAAAUGAAAGCGAUGAGCAAUUUGAAAAGAGAAUUGCAGAUGAAAAAGAAGUAUACAAGAAAGAGCUCAGGAAGAAUAUACAAAAAGGUAAAAAUAUGAUCCGUAAUGAUGUUCUUUAUCACACAGAAAAUGAAAUAUUUGCCCAACCCUUGAAGAACCUGAAAAACAAAGGCACUCAGAUAACUCUAGUAAUUGAUGGGCCUACCCUUGGAUUAAUUCUUGAGGAUGAGGAACUCGGUAACCUCUUCCUAUCUUUGGGUCUCUACUCUAAAUCUGUAGUCUGCUGCAGAGUAAGUCCUAAACAAAAAUAGCCAAGUAGUGGCUAUCGUCAACAAGGUAAAGCCAGGAUGCAUCAGGCUAUCAAUCGGAGAUGGGGCCAACGACGUCCCCAUGAUCAUGGAAGCUAACAUUGGUGUAGGAAUUAGAGGAAAAGAAGGAACUCAAGCAGUGAGAUCAUCUGAUUACGCUAUCAGUCAGUUCAAAUAUCUUGAAAAAUUACUCCUCUUCCAUGGAAGGUUAGGGUACAGAAGAGUAUCCUGGAUGGUUUGAUACUACUUUUACAAGAACAUUGUGCUUGUCUUCACAGAGAUCUACUUUGCCUUCUUUAAUGGGUUUUCAGGUCAGAUAUACUUCCUAGAUUGGCUUCCAAUGCUGUACAACUCCUUAUGGACGAGCUUAACUUGUUUAUUUGCAUAUGGAAUCGAAAGAGAUGUGGAUUAUGAAGUCAGCAGAAAGAACCCCAAGCUGUAUGAGGCAGGACAACAGGAUAAAUAUUUCUCUUUUUGGAUCUUCUGGAAGUGGGUACUGUUUGCCAUCUUCCAUGGGAUAAUCACAUUCUUCGGUAGCACAUAUGGAUUCAGAGGAAUCAUAGAUAAUGAUGGGAAAACUGAGGAUUUCUGGUUUGCAUCAACAAUUGCUUUCUCAUCGAUCAUUCAUCUUGUCACUUGGAAACUUGCUCUUGAGCUAAACUUCUUGAACUGGGUGGUUCUUUUCGCUGGUAUAGCAAGUAUAAUUUUCUAUUGGCUCUUCGUUAUAGUAUUUAAUACGGCCUUCUUCUCACAGUUGAUACAACCAGAGCUGGAGAAUGUUUAUUUCAGGAUACUUGGAAAUUCAAAAGCUUGGAUAGUAAUCCUAUUCUUGCCUCUGGUCGCUCUGCUGCCAGAUAUUACUGUUAAAUAUGUCUGGAAGCUCUAUCGCCCUGAUGACAGUGACAAAAUAGUUGCCAGUUCAUUUAAUCGAGAAGGAAGUUAUGUCCAAAGUUGGAUAAACAAAUCUGAGGGUAGCACUCAUAUUUCAGACGAAUUCGCUGCUAAUAAAAGAGUAGUAGGAAGACCUGUCCAGGAGUUCAAUCAUAUAAGUAAUGAAGACUUAUAAUUAUCAACAAUUUAAAAAAUUCUUCAAAUU